Molecule: messenger RNA, 1075 nt
Organism: Arabidopsis thaliana (thale cress)
Lineage: Eukaryota; Viridiplantae; Streptophyta; Magnoliopsida; Brassicales; Brassicaceae
Product: transmembrane protein, putative (DUF679)
Exons: 1
Coding region: 203-844 (213 amino acids)
Cellular component (GO): vacuolar membrane; cytoplasm
Source: RefSeq, marked reviewed
CUUCACUUAAACAAAGACUUUGGUUUGGUCUCAAAGGUUACUUGCAAGGCAUAAGAAAUGUGUAAAGCCUCUUUUCUCUCGCCUCGCUCUAUUAUAUAUACCUCUACUUUAGAUUUCAUCAAUCAUCAUCAUUCCUUCUUACAUCAAAUCAAUUCCUAAAAUCAGAGAAAAACAGAGGGACAAAGGAAACAACUUCAAAGAUAUGGAGAUCAAAGUUGACGAAGGUCAUCAAAAAGGUACUAAAGAAGACAUUACAAGGCCACUUCUUGAAGAAGACAAAGACUUCCCGGAUAUAGAAAGAACGACAUGGAUACAAAAGGCAAUAGGUCAAACAUUUCAAACCACUGCUCAUUUAGCUAAUCUCUUACCAACAGGAACCGUUCUCGCGUUUCAGCUUCUAUCGCCAAUUUUCUCAAAUGGCGGUCAAUGCGAUUUAGUGAGCAAGAUAAUGACAUCGACACUGGUAGCAAUAUGUGGAUUCUCUUGCUUCAUACUUAGCUUCACAGAUUCUUACAAAGACAAAAACGGUACUAUUUGCUAUGGACUUGCAACAAUCCAUGGGUUUUGGAUCAUUGAUGGAUCCACAACUCUUCCUCAAGAGUUAUCUAAGAGAUAUAAGCUAAGAUUUAUAGAUUUUGUUCAUGCUUUCAUGUCGUUAUUCGUGUUUGGUGCGGUGGUUUUAUUCGAUCGAAAUGCGGUAAAUUGUUUCUUUCCAUCACCGUCAGCAGAAGCAUUGGAAGUUCUUACAGCUUUGCCGGUAGGCGUAGGGGUGUUUUCUAGUAUGUUGUUUGCAACAUUUCCUACAACACGCAAUGGGAUUGGUUUUCCACUUUCUAGUAAAUGAUAUCAAUAUGCUGUUUUUUUUUAAUAUCAAUAUGUUAUUAUUAUUUGUAAGGUUGUUUUUUAUAUAUAACUUGUGGUUCAACAUUCUUUUUUGAUGAUCUCUUGAAAUAGACUGUUCCAAAAACCAUGUGAACUAUUUAUGGUGAAUAUGUAUUAAUAUUACUUGUAUGACAAUGAGUUUUAUCCGGAAAUAUCCAAAAACAAAUACGUCUUCUUUUUUCUUGUGGACAAA